Pyrus x bretschneideri (Chinese white pear) is the source of this 3014-nucleotide messenger RNA. RefSeq names its product protein NDR1-like. Gene Ontology annotation, biological process: defense response to other organism. The coding region runs from base 2236 to 2880 and encodes 214 amino acids. Lineage: Eukaryota; Viridiplantae; Streptophyta; Magnoliopsida; Rosales; Rosaceae. The transcript is spliced from 2 exons. The record is from RefSeq and is a predicted model, not a curated record.
UGCUAACUCGUUCACCUUCUAUACACUACAUUAGUAGGGUAGGAGUUGAUCAUUCUGUCGUCAACCCUAUCUAUUCUUUGUUCAUUAGCGCAAGCGCUAAGUAACCAUGGCAAGAAGGCCAUAGCAGCCUUUGGGGCAGUCAAAUACUUGUUCCCCAUGCUCCAUCUUUUUCCAGUGGUAUGGAAAGUGAGACAUUCUUUUGGCAAUUCAUUUAGUGACUUCGCGGUUGCCUAUUACCCUCUAUGAACAGUCCAUGAGCUCGGGAAGAGAGGUAGGGCCUUUGGUCAACCAAGAGAGGUCCAGCCCUUCCUCAACCAGUUUCCUGAAGCGUUGGAAAACUGGUUGAAAGUUGUUUAACUUUAUGAGCUAAAGGAUAGUUCAAAAGUUUUUUAGCUAUUCUAUCCUGUCUUUUGUUCACUUGGAAUAAAGAUUCUAUCCAGUCUUUUGGAUCAUUGAGCAUUAUGUUUCAUAAAAUCACUUUGACGCUCAAACAUAGGCCUUGAAAGUGCAUAUCCAUUAGAUCCUUCAUUACAUUUUCCUUGCAUUAGUCAUUCGAAAAUGUAUUUUCAGUGUGCUUGAUAUUGAUCAUUAUAUGCGCUCCUUUAAUCUUAAUUUCUUGUUUUGGGUUUCUUAUUAGCAAUGGGGUAUAAGGGAGUAAUUUGGGCUGCUGUAUGUAAUGUUCCCAACCGUUUGAUAUUUGAUGUGUCUAUAUUUUCUCUGCCCUUUCAAUUGCUCAGCGGAAUCAUUCUUCCAUACUUAACAGAAAAAGAACAGGAUGGAAGCAUAAAGCAGAAGUUGAUGCAGAAUUUAGCUGUAAAUGGCUGGGAUUUCAGGAUUUAGGAGCCUUGCACCUAAAACAAAGACUGCUAUUGUUGCGGGGGGCUUGUCAGCUUUUGUUUUCGGAGUAUAUUUCGACACCAUGAGAGCUGUUGGAGGCACAGAUGAACUACAAGUGGCUAUAAACAAGUUUGAGGAGGAAAAAGGUCAAUAGAGGCUGAAGCAAGCGUGGCAUCAAAGGUUUGAUCCUUUAUAAAAAAAUGUUCAUCACGCGACUACCUUCAUAUUCUUUAUAAGAAAUUAUUACAUUCUUUUAUUUAUUUAUUUUUUAGUUUAUAGGAAAUUUAGAGAAUUGUUUUUAGGUUCAAAUAAAAUAUCAAAAAGUACUUGGAUGUUUUGGAGUGAAUUAAAAACAGGAUUAAAGGACUUCGGAAGAAAGGGAAAAAAAAAAAAAGAUUAAAGGAAGGUUCCAAGAAUUUUGGUGGAAGUAGCUAUUUCCUUUAAAUAAUGGGAGAUUUGAAUAAAACGUCCAAUAGAGAAAGCAAAUUGCCAAGUUUUUACCUUCAACGACUUUAAGAAUUCAAGUCAAUGCUCUUUUGUGUCAAUCUUACUCGGAUAUUUUAUCACACUCAAGAAUUCAGGUCAAUGAUUUGUUGUAUCAAUCUCACUUGCCUCUGUAACGAGUGAGAUUGAUUAAGAGCACAUACAUCGGAUACCACAGAUUUUAUCAUGCUCGAGAUUCAAGUUAAUGCUCUAUUGUGUCAAUCUCACUCGUCUCUGUAACGAGUGAGAUUGAUAUAAGAGCAUGUACAUCGGAUACUGUAAAUUCUAAUAAGUUACAACAUAGUGGAGAGUAUUCUGAAGGCACCAACCAUUCAAAGAAAAGCUGAGACGAGUGAGAUUGAUACAAGAGCAUGUACAUCGGAUACCGUAAAUUCUAAUAACUUACAACAUAGUGGAGAGUAUUCUGAAGGCACCAACCACUCAAAGAAAAGCAGAGAUGAGUGAGAUUGAUACAAGAGCAUGUACAUCGGAUGCUGUAAAUUCUAAUAAGUUACAACAUAAUGGAGAGUAUUCUGAAGGCACCAACCACUCAAAGAAAAGCUUUGAGUGAGAUUGAUACAAGAGCAUGUAUGUUGGAUACCGUAAAUUCUAAUAAUUUACAACAUAGUGUAGAGUAUUCAAGGCACCAACCACUCAAAGAAAAGCAGAGACGAGUGAGAUUGAUACAAGAGCAUGUACAUCGGAUACCGUAAAUUCUAAUAAGUUACAACAUAGUGGAGAGUAAUAUGAAGACACCCGACCACUCAAAGAAAAGUAAAAGCAUCCAAAAACCAAAACAGUGCCAAGACUUCAAUUAAUAUUAAAUAAGAACAUCAAUAAUAUCUUUUCCAAUCAUCUCCUUCGCGCACACAUUUUCUCACUCUAACCCUCUUCACAUUUCUCUGGAAAUCAAACAUGCCGGAUCAACCAGGCGGGUGCUGCAGGUGCUGCUUCAGCUUCAUAUUCACCCUCGGCCUCACAGCCCUCUUCGUGUGGCUGAGCCUCCGCACCUCCAACCCCAAGUGCACCAUCCGCUCGUUUUACCUUCCUGCCCUCAACCGGACCCUAAAGGACACCAAAAACAACACCCUCGUCGUCACCCUCCGGCUCGGAAACACCAACAAGGACAAGGGCGUUUACUACGACGCCGUCAACCUCACCUUCCGGCUGCAGCCCAACGCCACCGGCAUACCGGUGGCAACUUAUGCUGUGCCCCAGUUCUACCAGGGGCACAAGAAGACGGCGACAAAGCAAGCGGUCGUGGGGCCCCAAGAGUGGCUUAACUGGACGGCGGUGUCCAGUGGGGUCUACGCCAAUGGGAGUGUGAUUUUUAGGGUGGAUUUGGCCACUGCUGUGAGGUUCAAGAUCAUGUUUUGGAGGACCAAGAGGCAUAGGCUGAACGUUGGGGCUGAUGUGCUGGUCAAUGACUCUGGUGGAAAAGUCAACAGGAAGGAUAUCAAGCUCUCUGCUGCACCAGAUCAUCACCAGAUUGGAUUCUUUUCCGGACGGGUGGGGGUUUUGUCCAAUUUCUUGGUUUUGAUUUUCCUUAUUUUUCUGUGAUUUUUUUUAUAUUUUCUUAUUUUAUAAUUCCAUAUGUUGAUUUGCUUUUAGUGCUAUUCUUUAACUUGGGAAGAAAUUGGUGCUAACUUUUUAUAUUUUCUACUUGAACUGGAAUUUCAAAUUUUUGGUGUCUA